Molecule: messenger RNA, 4022 nt
Organism: Saimiri boliviensis boliviensis (Bolivian squirrel monkey)
Lineage: Eukaryota; Metazoa; Chordata; Mammalia; Primates; Cebidae
Gene: CCP110
Product: centriolar coiled-coil protein 110
Biological process (GO): centriole replication; ciliary basal body organization; negative regulation of centriole elongation
Cellular component (GO): centriole
Source: RefSeq, a predicted model, not a curated record
GCCCGGUAAUCAACCACCGGAAGUGCCGGCCCUGAGAGGCGGAGUCCUGGUAGCAGCGGCGACGGUUGCCAGGAGCCCGCGUUGCCGCCUGAGGUCCGUAAUAUGGCGGGGAGGAGGAGGAGAAGGCGGCGGCGGACCGUGCUGCGCUCUGUCAGUACCAUUUGAGCCAUUCGCUUCCUGACAAGGCCCGUGACGAGGAGAGAGGAGCUGAAGGGGCUUUGGGGGAUCAGUGUGAUUGUGAAAAGAUGGAGGAGUAUGAGAAGUUCUGUGAAAAAAGUCUUGCCAGAAUACAAGAAGCAUCAAUAUCCACAGAGAGCUUUCUGCCUGCUCAGUCUGAAAGUAUCUCACUUAUUCGCUUUCAUGGAGUGGCUAUCCUUUCUCCACUGCUUAACAUUGAGAAAAGAAAGGAAAUGCAACAAGAAAAGCAGAAAGCACUUGAUGUGGAAGUAAAAAAGCAGGUUAACAGGAAGAAAGCUUUACUGACUCGUGUCCAGGAGAUUCUUGACAAUGUUCAGGUUAGAAAAGCACCUAAUGCCAGUGAUUUUGAUCAGUGGGAGAUGGAAACGGUGUACUCUAAUCCAGAAGUCAGAAACUUGAAUGUUCCUGCUACAUUUCCAAAUAGCUUUCCAAGCCAUACUGAACACUCUACUUCAGCAAAGCUUGAUAACAUAGCCCGGAUUUUGCCAUUGGAUAAUGAGGACCAGUGUAAAACUAAUGGAAUAGACUUAGCUAGAGAUUCAGAAGAAUUUAAUUCUCUGAAGCAAUGUGAUAGUUCCAAUAUUGGUCAUGUAGAAAAUGAAGCUUUUCCAAAGACCUCUUCAGCAACCCCACAAGAGACUCUUAUUUCUGAUGGUCUCUUCUCAAUAAAUGAAUCACAGGAUCCACUACUUUUGGCAGAAGUCACCCCAGAUCCCUAUGUAAUAAGUCUUCAGAAUCUGAUGAAAAAGUCAAAGGAAUAUAUAGAAAGAGAACAAUCUAGACGCAGUCUGAGAGGUAGUACAAAGAGAAUUGUUAAUGAGAGUCAUUCAGACAAAGAAAAUGAUGCUGUUAAAGUGGCUGACUGUGUUAAAGAGAAGGCCCAGUUGACAGGCAAACACUGUGUCUCAGUUAUUCCUGACAAACCAAGCCUUAAUAAAUCAAAUGUUCUUCUCCAAGGUGCUUCCACUCAAGCAAGCAGCAUGAGUAUGCCAGUUUUAGCUAGCUUUUCGAAAGUGGACAUACCUGUACAAACUGGCCAUUCCACUGUUCUAGAACCUAAUUCUGAUUUUAAAGUUAUUCCCACCUUUGUUACUGAAAAUAAUGUUAUCAAAAGUCUUACAGGUUCUUAUGCCAAAUUACCUAGUCCGGAGCCAAGUAUGAGUCCUAAAAUGCAUCGAAGGCGUUCCAGGACAUCAUCAGCAUGUCAUAUACUUAUAAAUAACCCAGUAAAUGCCUGUGAAUUAAGCCCUAAAGGAAAAGAACAGGCAAUGGACUUAAUUGUUCAUGAUACUGAUGAAAAAACAAAUGUGCCCGAAAUUGUGCCAAAGUUACCCAUUGAUUUAGCAAGCGUUUGUUCAAGCAAGGCUUAUGUAGGCAAAAAUACAUCUGAAGUCAUAGAAGAUAUGGUUUUAGGUAAGUCAAAUCAGGUAUGUCAAUCUUCAGGAAAUUAUUUAGAAAAUAAAGUUACUCAUGGACUUGUUACUGUGGAAGGUCAGUUAACAUCCAAUGAGAGAGCUGCACACAAAAUAAACAGUACCUGUGCUGCGACGCCAAAGCUGCAUGAACCAUAUGCCAGCAGUCAGUGCAUAGCAAGUCAAAACUUUGGAACUGUGAGUGGACUCAAGCCAGCCAGUAUAUCAGACAAAAACUGCAGUUUACAAACAGAACUGAAUAAGUCUUAUGAUGUAAAAAAUCCUUCUCCUUUACUAAUGCAAAACCAGAAUACGAAACAGCAGAUGGACACACCUACGGUGUCGUGUGGAAAUGAACCAUUUUUGGAUAACAGUUUUGAGAAAGUUAAACGGAGACUUGAUUUGGAUAUUGAUGGUUUGCAAAAAGAAAACUGCCCUUAUGUCAUAACAAGUGGAAUAACUGAACAAGAAAGGCAACAUUUGCUAGAAAAAAGAUACACCAAGGGACCUGUCUUCAUUAACAAGAAUAAAAUGUUAGAAACCAGUUCCAAAGAAAGCGAGGAGUUACUAAAAAGCAAGAUGUUAGCUUUUGAAGAAAUGCGGAAGAGACUAGAAGAACAGCAUGCUCAGCAGUUAUCACUACUCAUAGCUGAGCAGGAAAGGGAACAGGAAAGAUUGCAAAAGGAAAUAGAAGAACAGGAGAAAAUGUUAAAAGAGAAGAAGGCAAUGACAGCGGAAGCCUCCGAAUUGGACAUUAACAAUGCAGUGGAGUUAGAAUGGAGAAAAAUAAGUGACUCCAGUCUGCUGGAAACAAUGCUGUCUCAAGCGGACUCACUCCAUACUUCAAAUUCAAAUAGUUCUGGUUUCACAAAUUCGGCCCUGCAAUAUAGCUUUGGUUCUGCAAAUGAAUCACCAUUCUACCUCUGGGGAUCAUCAGCUGGUGGCUUAACCAAACUCUCAGUAACAAGGCCUUUUGGAAGAGCCAAAACUAGAUGGUCUCAAGUUUUUAGUCCGGAAAUACAAGCAAAAUUUAGCAAAAUAACUGCAGUGGCAAAAGGAUUUCUUACUCGUAGACUUAUGCAGACAGAUAAGCUGAAGCAACUUCGACAAACUGUAAAAGAUACUAUGGAAUUCAUAAGAAGUUUUCAGUCAGAGGCACCAUUAAAGAGAGGUGUUGUUUCAGCUCAGGAUGCUUCACUUCAGGAAAGAGUGUUAGCUCAGUUGCGAGCUGCCCUGUAUGGUAUUCAUGACAUAUUCUUUGUAAUGGAUGCAGCUGAAAGAAUGUCUAUUCUACAUCAUGAUCGAGAAGUUCGCAAAGAGAAAAUGCUCAGGCAAAUGGAUAAAAUGAAAAGUCCACGAGUGGCACUUUCAGCUGCAACACAGAAGUCUCUGGAUAGGAAGAAAUACAUGAAAGCUGCUGAAAUGGGAAUGCCAAAUAAGAAAUUUCUGGUUAAACAAAAUCCUUCUGAAACAAGAGUCCUUCAGCCAAACCAAGGACAGAAUGCACCUGUUCAUAGGCUACUUAGUAGACAAGGAACCCCUAAGACAUCAGUGAAGGGGGCUGUGCAAAAUAGACAGAAGCCUUCACAGAGCAGAGUGCCUAACAGAGUGCCUGUUUCAGGAGUAUAUGCAGGAAAAAUCCAAAGAAAGCGGCCAAAUGUUGCGACAAUUUAAGAAGACAACAUUCAUUAGGAUAAAAUGGGGGAGGAUUAUUAUCCAUGUUAUUUUCCCGGCCCAAGACUUUAUUUAACUCUGGACUCUGUUUACACAGACAAAGUGACGUCAGAAGGCUGAGCACUUAUCUGGAUCAUUUGGUCAGUUUGCUAAUUCCUGUUCCACACCCCUGUGUUCCUCUUAAUAAUAAGUUUGGGUGAAGAAAAAUUAGUGUUUAGUAAUUGCAUCAUCUCUGUGCUUACCUAUACAAACAUAAGUUUGUUUUAUGUGCCCAGAUGUCUACAGAGACCCUUUUUGUAAACAUAAAGGACAUUUGGGUUUACUUUUACAGAAUAUUGAAAGGAUAUGACAAAUUAUAAAUAGGUUCUAAAACGUAAAUUUCAUUCAUCUCUGCAUAGUGAUUUUUGAAUUUGAUUCAAGGGGAAAUUAUUGCAGAAGAAUGCCUUUCCCUGAUUUUAUAACUUUAAAAACUUGGAUUAACCGCUCAAUGUCCACAUUCUUUGACUUACAGUAUAACCAUAUAGCCAAUUGUGGUCCACUAAAAUGACCCACAGAAGUUGCUGUGGGUCACUUUUGGUCAGAAGUAUACAUUCCUGUCAACAACUAAUUGUCUUACAGAAAUGUUAGGCUUCAUGUAUGUUACCCCAGUACUGUUAGAAACAUUUAUACUGGAUCAUAAGAUCUUUCUGGCUGGGUACCAUGGCUCAUGCCUGUAAUCCCAGCACUUUGGGAGGCCAA